Messenger RNA from Hippoglossus stenolepis (Pacific halibut), 1823 nucleotides. Its product is annotated as homeobox protein OTX1 B. Gene Ontology annotation, cellular component: nucleus. NCBI's taxonomy places the organism in Eukaryota, Metazoa, Chordata, Actinopteri, Pleuronectiformes, Pleuronectidae. Bases 264 to 1295 code for a protein of 343 amino acids. The transcript is spliced from 4 exons. Gene Ontology annotation, molecular function: DNA-binding transcription factor activity, RNA polymerase II-specific; RNA polymerase II cis-regulatory region sequence-specific DNA binding. The record is from RefSeq and is a predicted model, not a curated record. Gene Ontology annotation, biological process: regulation of transcription by RNA polymerase II; multicellular organism development.
GAAAGCAGAGCAGCUUCAAACAAAGUGAAAGUUACAUUUUUACAUUUUUAAACCUGAAAACAAACUAUUUCCUCAUGUGGAUAUUUACAAACUCUGGAUCCGACUAUUCACUGGAUUUCAGUUUUUAAAUCAACUCACAAGGUGACAGAAGAAGGAACCGGGGCUCUCACCUGAACACCGGGGUCUUCCUCUUCCUCUCCCCGUCGGACCCGCGGCCUCCCCCGGCCUCCCCUCCCGGUCCCUCCGCCUCCUCCUCCGGUAGCAUGAUGUCUUAUCUCAAGCAGGCCCCGUACGGGAUGAACGGACUGGGCCUGAGCGGAGCCGCCAUGGACCUGCUGCACCCGUCCGUGGGAUACCCCGGGCACCCGCGCAAGCAGCGGCGGGAGCGCACCACGUUCACGCGCACGCAGCUGGACAUCCUGGAGUCCCUGUUCGCCAAGACGCGCUAUCCGGACAUCUUCAUGAGGGAGGAGGUGGCGCUGAAGAUCAACCUGCCCGAGUCCAGAGUGCAGGUGUGGUUUAAGAACAGACGAGCCAAAUGUCGGCAGCAGCAGCAGAGCAGCAACAGCGCCAAGGUCAAACCACUGAAGAAGAAGUCGUCUCCGACCAGAGAGAGCACUGGUUCUGAGAGCAGUGGCCAGUUCACGCCGCCGCCGGUGUCCACCGCCUCCUCCGCCUCUUCUGCUUCCUCGUCCUCGUCCGUCUCCUCCGGUCUCAGCGGUCCCAGUCUCAUCAGCACCUCUACCUCCGUCACCGCCCCGGUGUCUUCCAUCUGGAGCCCGGCGCCCAUCUCCCCGGCCCCAGCCCUGGCCACGCUACCCGACCCAGCAGCCCCCACCAGCGCCUCCUGCAUGCAGCGCUCCGUGACGUCCUCCGCCACAGGGGGGACGUCUUCCUACCCCGUGUCUUACGGCCAGACGGCGGCGGCGUACAGCCAGGGCUACCCGGCCUCUGCAUCAGGCUCCUACUUCGGUGGCGUGGAGUGCGGCUCGUACCUGUCGCCCAUGCACUCCCACCACCACCAUCCCCACCACCCUCACCAGCUCAGCCCCAUGACGGGCAGCUCCAUGUCAGGACACCCACACCACCACAUCGGCCAGACGUCAGGGCACCACCACCAUCACCACCACCCGCCGCACCACCAGGCGUACAGCGCGCCCAGCCUCGCCUUCAACUCCACAGACUGUCUGGAUUACAAAGAGCCGACGGCGACUUCGGCCUGGAAACUGAACUUCAACGCCUCCGACUGUUUGGACUACAAAGACCAGGCCUCAUGGCGUUUCCAAGUGCUGUGACUUCUCUUCUUCUGCGCUUUUAAAGAAGUGCUCUUCUUGUUUUUGAAGAUUCUUCAAACUAACACAAAAAAAGUUUAUCUGUGAACGAGCUGAGAUGUUCUCGACCAGGAUUAUUUUUCUAUUCCAGAACUCGAGACACAUGUAGAACUUCUGAUCGUCGGCGGAACCGGACGGAUCAUCUCAGUUCGGCUGAAAGAAAAACAAAGGCAUCGACUUAGAUCCAGGAAGCAAAAGAAUCAUAAAUGAGACUCUCGUUCGGACUAAAUCUCUUUUUCCAAACACUCGAUGCUGCUACGAUUCUCACGUCCCUGUUGUUUCUGUCUCAUUUUCCAACGUGAAUCUCGUCGUCCAGGCCGCAGGCGUCGUAGCUGGAGACUGAAUCACAGCACUUGUUUGUAAGGUGAAGACUUUUUCCUAUUUGUUCUUUUCAGAAAGAGAGAAAAUAAAAAAUGUGAAUGAGAUUAUUCCACUGAAAUUUGACAGAUGUACACGUUUGUGUCUUUAUAAUAAAAUCUUGUUAAAACAUGA